This is a messenger RNA of Nilaparvata lugens (brown planthopper), 6772 nucleotides long. RefSeq names its product proline-rich protein 36 (gene tay). Bases 729 to 5369 code for a protein of 1546 amino acids. Lineage: Eukaryota; Metazoa; Arthropoda; Insecta; Hemiptera; Delphacidae. The transcript is spliced from 22 exons. The record is from RefSeq and is a predicted model, not a curated record.
UCUGAGUUCGUCUCUCGAGAGGUUAGGGUCGUUAUCGAUUUUUUCGCCGUUAAAACCGUCGUCUGUGAUAUACUGUCAGAUCGCGGUGUGUGAACGGGUGUGCUAAUUACUUAUUAACGGUGUGAUAAUUGUGUGAAAUAUGUUGUGUGCAGUGUUGAGGUGUUAUGUGGUGUUACGGUGUUGCAGUGUUGUGAAGUGUGGUUAGGAUCCGCCAUCUUGUGAGGGAAUAUUGGCGGUGUUGUAUCACAGAGCGUUGUCCUAACACCAUGCGACCAAAAUUCACUCGUUAGCUACAAAUUAUAUUCCAUCGAAUUGUAGCGUCGUGACUAAACACCGUCAUGAGAAGAGUUUGUUGAUUAGGUCGCGAGCGACAAACGUCUGUCGCUAGCUGCCAGAAUUCAAUCAAUCACUGGCGACAAAAUUCCAGUUGUAUGUGACUAGCUACACAAUGUUUCUCGCAGUGACCGGGGGGCUUUAGUUGCUAGCUACAGAAAUACAUAGUCAGGCGACAAAAUUUUCGCUAGCUACUUGAACCACGAUGUAUUUAGGUAUGACAGGGGGCUGUUAAUUGUUGGCUACAAAACUAGUCGUUAGCUACAAAAAUCACAAUGUAUUUCGGUGUGACAGAGGGCUGUUAGUUGUUGGCUACAAUAUAAAGCGACAAAACCAGUCGCUAGCUACAAAAUCACAAUGUUCCAAGUGCCUACAGACGGUCGCUAGCUACAGUCAUGCCACGUGCCGUGCCCGGCGCGUCUGUCGCGGUCGACGGGGGCGCUACGCCCGCCCAAGAGACGCCCAAGCAGCGCGCCCAACGCAACAAGCGUCGCGAGCGGGCGCAGAGAAUGCAGGCGCAAAAAGCGGAAGCCCAGGCGCAAAAGGCACAGAAUGCGCCCUUAAAGGGCGCCCCCAAGAGUGCAGCUACCAAGGCGUCGGUAUUGGAUAGUGGUGAGGAAGAAGAGGAGGAAGCGGGGGCGGUGAAAGCGGCAAGGCCUCCUAGGCCUCCGCCCCCGAGUCGACGAAAAAAGGAGAAAAACAAGGAGAAACAAGGAGAGCUGUUCGAGGAGGAUGUUGUGGAUGGAUUCGCCAUUCUUUCCUUCAAGACCUACGAUGAUUUACAGAGUACGGUAAUGGCAUUAGCUACAGGCAAGGCGAAGAUUCGGGGAAGUACAGUCACCCUGGGAAUGGAGGCUCCUACGAUACCGGACCGAACAACGCAACAACCGCUCCCGCUCAACAUCCACCAAACCAACAACCACCACUCCCCGCCUUCCCCUCUCCAUCCCACCCCCACCCUACCAACCCUCAACAACAACCACGUGAAUCACAACAACAACAACAUGAGGCUGCCAACAACACCUCUAGCCGAACAACCGCAGCCGAACAGUGUUGCCAAUAACAACACCAGCAACGGACCCAGUGCGGUUGUUGGCAGCAAUGCCUUAUUGAAUAGUCACAGUAUAAAGCGAGAGCCUGACGAUGUUAUCAAUGAUGAUGAGAUGAUGCCUCAGAUGCCUUCCACCCAGCUCCCCGCCUCACAACCGGCGGCCCCUCAGCAACCCCCCCAGCCACAACCAACCCCCGUGGUACAACUACCCUCGGUGGUACUGACCAACCACAACCAUUUACAUACCCCAAACCACCACUACAACCCUCGCCAGACCUACCACAAAGAAGGGGGCACCCAGCCCCCAUCUGUCCCCAUCAACGCACCCCCCUCAAGGACGUCUCAGCUCGAAGGGGGGCAUCCGAACCCCAGUCACCCCCCGCGGGGUGCCACGAACCCCAGUGUAAACCAGGGCGUGAAUAGUAGUGUGAAUAAUAGUGUAAACCAGGGCGUGAAUAGUAGUGUGAAUAAUAGUGUAAACCAGGGCGUAAACGGUAGUGUAAAUAAUGUGAAUGGUACCACUGGUCGACUUGUGAUAAAUCAGCAGCUUCAGCAGCAAAUUCAUCAGCAUCAGCAUCAGCUAAUGCAGCAACAUCAGCAGCAGAGUGCAAUGAUGCAUCAGCAGAAUGCAAUGAUGCACCAACAGCAGCCACAAAUCAACCACCCGCAGAGGGAUAGCUCGCAUGACCGGUUUAGUGAUGCAAGCAGUCGCUGUAGUAGUGGUCGAGGAUAUAUCUGUGAUAGUGAAGGCGACGAUGAUAAGGGUUCAGAUGCUGGAUCCGUACUAUUCCCGUCUUCUCCAGUCGUUAGGAAACACGAAUUACCGGCGAAACACCAUGUCAACAACUCAACCACCGCCGGCAACCGAGUCUCCCCAAUUGUGGGGGUCAAAAGGGGGGCCAGCACCCCUUCGCCUCCCACCCCUCUUCCCCCACCACCACUGCAAUCAGCUGUUCUUCCCCCGCACCACAGUCCGAGUCCCCGAUCAGCUGUUGCUGGUCCCACCCCGCCCCUUGCCCACAUAAAGCAGGAGAGGUUACCCCCGCCACCAUCUUCGGGGGGUCCUCUGACACCCCUGGGGGGUCCCCAGCCCCCCUUGGGUCCCCCGGGGCCCCCUGGAGGUGUCUCCUCGGCAACAACCGCUGGACAUUAUCCGCCUAUACGGCUCACCAGUAUGGCUAGUAUGGUUGGCCAAUGCAACGGAGCCCCUCCACCGCCCCCCAGCCAUCACAGACCUCCAGGACCGCUGAUGAUGACGUCAUCACCGCAACCAGUUGUGAGCCGAGCAGCAUCGACGACCAGCACCUAUGGAGUGCCACCUUCUGCCGCUGCCGUGUCUUCCAGUCCGGCGGCACAGGGCACUCUAUUAUCUACUGCCACUACGACCACUAGCAGCAGUUACCCCCCAGCUGUGGGGCCUCCGGCACCCCCUCCCGCGCUCUAUGCGCCCUAUAGCAGUACUCCGUACAUGUCUACUGCUAUGCCGCCUAGUUCUCGAGUGAACCGAUCUCCUUUGCCUGUGAUAUGUGGAAGCGGUGGCCUGGGAAACCGUGGUGACCGGGGCGUGGUGACCGUGACAGUGGCAUCCACCGUGGUGACCACCACAGCGACCACCACCAGUCACCGUGACCUCGUGGUCAGCACGCCUCUAGUGGGGCGCAGUCACUCGCCACGGGGGCAUAGUCCCACCAGGGAACGUGAUAGCUACAGCAGCAACGUAAGCAGCUUGAGCAGAGGCAGUAGCGUCCCAACGCCUGUAUCAGUGGCGCCGUCUGCCAACCAGUCGCCCUACUCACACACGCACCCGCAUGCGCAUCCACAUGCGUCCCCGCAGGGUCCACCCGCACAAGUCUCAUCUAGUCUCACCGCGUCAUCACCCUCGCCUUACAGCAGCAAAGCGCCUGUGUGGGGUGUCGGCAGCAGUGCACCGUCACAGCUAUCACCGGCCGCCUCCGUUCCAGUUCCCGUUCCUGUUUCCAGGCACCACCCGCAUCACCCCCCGCCACCCCACCACUUCGCCCCACCAUUGUUUGCCCCCGGGGCGGCUUCGGCCGGUGGAGGCCCUACUGCGCCCACUGCGCCACCCGGAGGGCCCCUAGGGGCUCCCCCUGUCGUGGUACCGCCUCCGGUAUCAGCCGCGACAACCGCCCCCAAUCCGUUUUCGGCCGAGUCGCUGUUCCAGUCAAGAUGUGCUCCCUCUCUCUCUUCCUCCCUAGGCGCCAAGUCAGCCAUCAGUCCUUCUCACAUCAAAAACCAAGCCGACCUCCUGCGUCGUGAGCUGGACUCUCGGUUUCUGGCGAGUCAGCAAGAGCGCGCUGCAUUGCUGAUCAGUGCAGCUGCAGCUGGGCUGCCCUACCUGCACCGCACCGAGAUGCACCAUCAUCAGCAUCAGCACACGCAUGUGCAUCAGCACCACACGUCAUCGGCCCCCGGGGGCGUGGGCUUGCCGCCUCCACCGCCCCAGCCACACCAGCCGCCCCCAACUAUAUUCACGCCGCCUAUUAGAUACCAAAGACGAGAAGUCAAAGAAUACAAAUCAAACGUUCAAAACUGGAUGAUGAAUUACAAUGUAAUUAUUUUAUGUUCAUAUUUCUCUGGGGUUUUAUGUUUUUAUUGUCAAAUUAAACUAAGUAAAAAUUUGGGUCUCAGCAGUUAUCCGGGGUUUUCUCCGGGACUUUUACACCCCACUAUAGGGGCAGCCACUCCUUUUGCCCCUCCAAGUCACCUGCCUACAUUCACGCCAAAGCAACUGUCCGAGACCUCCAAACCCAAACCUGUGAAAACGGGAAAAUGGAACGCCAUGCACGUGAGAAUCGCUUGGGAGAUCUACCAUCACCAACAAAAACAGGCAGCCGAAGCAAAAGCGGUCACCAAGACAGAGCAGAUGCUGGGGCCACGUCACCACUUGGGGGGCGCGCCCCCUGUGGCCCCACCCACUGGUCCGAGCCCCUUUGUGGGGGGCGCAGUGCCCGGGGGGCCUGUGCCUCCUCCCCCCUCGCAUCGGACACCGCCAACUCCUUUCGAUGCCGCGUCGCCUUAUUCGUCGUUGGGUGGCAGUGUGUUUGGAAGGUAUCCAGCUUCGGCUUUUCCUACACUGACAUCUGCCUUUCCACAUGCUCCUCUGCAUGAUCCAUGGGCAAGACUACAACCACCUCCGCGACCGUCCGGCUUUGCGGCUGCCGCAGCUGCGGCGGCGGCUGCAGCAGCCGCAGUUCAGUCGCCGUGGACUGCGGCUGCGGCACUGAAGCCGGAACCGCGGGAACACGACCAGGAGAAGGAACGCGCGGCGGCAGCGGAACGGGAACGGGAACGGGAACGCAGCCGGGAACGUGAACGCUGCAGACGAGAGGAGAAACAGAGACGCAUGAUGCAGGCGGCGGCGCAUACUAAGUCGCAGGUGAGAGAGCGUUCUCCCCUACGCAGCUCCGAACCCAACCCAUCUACCACUGAUAGAGGGGGACUCGCACCUCCCCCUCACUCCUCCUCCUCCUCUCAUGCCCCACCCUCCUCCUCCUCCACCUCCUCUUCAUCUAUGUCUCAACCCCAUCCUCCCCCCUCCCACCAUCCACACCCUCAUCCCCACCACGCAGCUCAUUCGGCAGGAGGGGUAAUCAAGAGUGAAGACAUGGGUGGACUGAUGGGUGCACCCUCCCAUUACGGGGCCCCACCGGGCCCUGCCAGAGGGCAUCCCCAUGCUGUCGUACCCCAGCCACCCCGUACCCUGCCGCCGCCUCAUCACUUCGCGCCCUGGGAUCAUCCUUCCUAUAGGUUCGACCAUCUGAGGUACAAUCAUCCCCUAAUGUCAGCCGCGUUCAGAAGCGAGGAGGAAGAACAACGUGCCAAACUAUUUGGGGUAUUUGCGCCCCCCGUGGGUGUAGGGGUGGGGGGACCCCCCGCUGCACCCCCUCAGCACCACUCCAUGCGCCCCCUGCCUCCCAAGGAUCCCCACCACCCCAAGAAGGAUGAGUCAUCGCAGAGUCGAUGAUCCCAGCAGGAGCAGGAGAAGGAUAAUGCCAAAUGAAAGAAUUUUGAAAAUUUAGUUUUUGGGGAAGGAGUUGUGAAAAUCGAGGAAAACGUUUGAAAAUCAAUGACCAAAUAGAUAAGGUUUUUUGGUAAGAGUAGUUGGUAGUGAAGUAGUUGAAAGAAUUAACAGGAAACUGUGUAAAAUCAACGAGACUUGUUAAAAAAUUAACUGGAAACGUUGGAUGAAAUUCAACGAUGACCAAAUAAGAUUUGUUGAGUAAUGUAAUCGUGAAGUAGUUGAAAGAAUUAAUAGGCAACGUUGUGAAAUCAACGGGACUUGUUGAAAAAAAUUAUCUAAAAACGUAGGAAGAAACUCAACGAUGACGAGAUUUGUUAAGUAAAGUAAUUGUGAAAUAGUUGAAAGAAUUAACGGGUAACGUUGUAAAAUCAACAGGACUUGUUAAAAAAGUCAACUGGAAACGUUGGAAGAAAAUCAACGAUGACCAUGUAAGAUUUGUCGAGUAAAGUAAUCGUGAAGUUCAACCUAGUUGAAGAAAUUAACGGGAAGCGUGUAAAUGUAAACUAGAAACUUCAUCGUUGAAAAAAAUUGAUUGAGAAAAUAAUUUAUCUACAACAAAUCAUGAAGUUAAUAAAAGUUCUGAAAGGGAAAAAGGUGAAGGAAAAUCUAUAAGGACCAAAAAGAAAAGAUUGUUGAAAGAGCCAACAAAAAAAUUGUACGAUUGUUUAAGAAACAUCAAACAAAAUAUUUUUGGUUUAUUAAGGUGAUUGUGAUAAUUCAUGAGAAUCUCAUAGAGAAUUUGUGGAAAGUAAUAAAUUUUAUUGUGGAAAUUAAAAAAAAGAACAUUGUCAAAAUAAUUAACUGAAAUCAUUGUUUGAUUGUUUUAGAAACAUUGACAAAAAAGUUCAUUUGUUAAGGAAAUUGUGAUAAAAAUGGGAAUCUCUUGUGCUAGAUUUGAGUCUAAUGAAUUCUUAUUUCUAAACGAAUAAACAUUUUUAUAGAUAUAUUUUGUUGUACAUGAAAAUAUGUGUACUCUUGCAUAGUUCUAUGCAUGGAAAUAGUCAAACAGAUUUGGUGCUCCCAUAUUCUGUUAUAAAUUAUUUACAUGUUCGUGGUAUUAAUUACUAUUAUUACACCCAUUUGUUUGAAUAUUUAUUAUCGAGUAUAUGACAGAACUCUAGAAUAAAUAUGAAUGAAUUAUUUCUUUCUUGAAAAUUGAAAAAAUUCCUCACCCCUUCUGUAUUGUUGACAAAGUCAUGUUCUAUUAUUGAAUUUUAUUUAGGUUUGAAAAGGCUGUAUUGAAUAAACGGUGACUAUUAAACCCAACUUUCAAAUGAGUUUCUGCUUUGCGUGAACAGAAAUAGAUUUGCAUUGUAUCUUAUGGCAGUGUUCACAAUCUGGCAGAU